UGCCGCCAGGAAGGUUCCAAGCUAAAAGAUGUCGCGCAUUGAGAAAGACACGCUCGGCGCGAUGGAGGUGCCCGUGGAUCGCUAUUUUGGAGCACAGACCAUGCGUUGCGCUCUGAAUUUCCCGAUUGGCGGCAUAGAAGAGCGGAUGCCAAAGGCCGUAGUGCAGGCCAUGGGUAUAUUGAAGAAGGCUGCCGCCGAAGUGAAUAGGGAGUUUGGCUUGGAAGCCAAGAUCAGCACAGCUAUAGCGAGUGCUGCGGACGAGGUUAUUUCGGGCAAGCUCUACGAUGAGAAUCACUUUCCUCUGCCGAUUUGGCAAACGGGCUCCGGUACUCAGACCAACAUGAAUGUAAAUGAAGUUAUAAGUAAUCGUGCCAUUGAACUGCUCGGUGGGACCUUAGGCUCCAAAGAUCCGGUACACCCCAACGAUCAUGUAAAUAAGUCUCAGAGCUCGAAUGACACAUUUCCGUCAGCGAUACACAUUUCAGUUGGCAUUGAACUGAUGAAGCGUCUGAGGCCGGCAAUCACAGGGCUGCGAGAUGCCCUUGCUGCCAAGUCGCAGGAGUGGAAGGACAUUAUUAAAAUUGGACGAACUCACACACAAGAUGCCGUGCCUCUGACCCUUGGCCAGGAAUUUAGUGGCUACACGCAACAACUCACUAACGGUCUUGAGCGCCUUGAUGCUGUCAUGCCACACGUCUAUCAAUUAGCUCUGGGGGGUACAGCUGUCGGCACUGGUCUGAACACACGAAAGGGCUUCGCGGAGAAGUGUGCCCAGCGUAUCGCGCAGCUGACGUCCUUACCUUUCGUAACAGCACCAAAUUUCUUCGAGGCCUUAGCUGCCCGUGAUGCCAUGGUGGAGGUUCAUGGUGCACUAAACACUAUAGCUGUCAGCAUUAUGAAAAUUGCCAAUGAUAUCCGUUUCUUGGGUUCCGGACCACGUUGUGGCCUUGGUGAGCUCAGCUUGCCCGAAAACGAGCCAGGAAGUUCGAUUAUGCCGGGCAAGGUUAAUCCAACGCAGUGCGAGGCCAUAACCAUGAUCUGCGCCCAAGUAAUGGGCAAUCACGUGGCCGUCUCUGUGGGUGGUUCCAAUGGCCACUUCGAACUAAACACCUUUAAGCCACUCAUUGUGUCGAAUGUGCUGCGUUCCAUAAAGCUGUUGACCGAUGGCAGCAUAACAUUCACAAAUAACUGCGUCAAAGGUAUAAAGGCUAACAAGGAAAAAAUUGCCAAGAUCAUGAACGAAUCCUUGAUGCUAGUGACGGCUCUUAACCCACACGUUGGAUACGACAAGGCGGCUCUCAUAGCCAAGACAGCGCACAAAAAUGGCACCACUUUGAAACAGGAGGCUAUCAAUGCGGGAAUAUCAGAGAAGGACUUCAAUGAUUGGGUGCGUCCGGAACAGAUGUUGGGACCGAAAUAGAACGGAAGCGCGCCUUAUUACUUAUUACAAUCAUUUUUUGAGAAAAUACAAGUAUAUUUAUAACCUUUAUAUAUUCUUUUAAAAAAUUAAAUGGGAGCAUCAAUUGGA
Molecule: messenger RNA, 1528 nt
Organism: Scaptodrosophila lebanonensis
Lineage: Eukaryota; Metazoa; Arthropoda; Insecta; Diptera; Drosophilidae
Product: probable fumarate hydratase, mitochondrial
Exons: 3
Coding region: 29-1420 (463 amino acids)
Biological process (GO): tricarboxylic acid cycle; malate metabolic process; fumarate metabolic process
Cellular component (GO): tricarboxylic acid cycle heteromeric enzyme complex; mitochondrion
Molecular function (GO): fumarate hydratase activity
Source: RefSeq, a predicted model, not a curated record